AGUUGGGUAAACCUAGCUAUAUAAGAUAGUGCGUCUUGUAAUGAUAAAAGGAAUGAACUCAUAAUCAAAAUAUGGUUUUAACGAUUUAGGAUGUGUUCUUCAGACCAGUAGGCUCGAUUCUUUGGAAUUGGGAUAGGUUUAUACUCAAUUUAUCUAUCAGCCCUGUCAUUGUACUUUGGUACAUGACAAUUGGUAUCAGAUUCACGAUCCUGUGUACCUGAUUCAUGAUGGGAGGAGGUGAUCCAACACUACAAGAGUUUGCUGCUCGGCAACAACGACAUGGUGAACGAUUAUCUGUUCUUGAAAAAGAUUUAUCUGAAAUUAAACUUAAGAUGAGUUUGAUCGAAGAAACUUUGAGUAUUCACUUUGCUAAGAUAUGUAAUCAUUUGGGAAUUCCAGUACCAGUUGUUCCUUCUACGAAUUUCACACCAGAUCCGGGUUCAACUUAUGCUGCUAAAUCUAAACAUGAGGAAACAAAACCAGUUAACGAAGCAACAACUGAUUCUCUUGAAUUGGAAUUGAUUCCUAAUUUUUUCUUCAUUGAAAAGGAUGAUGUUGAUUUACUUCAUGGUCAAUUUGAAGAAAAUUCAAAAUUAGAGAUCAAUUGCUUCUCCGAGUUCUCUCCAGUUACAAUUGACAAAAUGAAGGAUUUAGAGAUACAGUUUUGUGUCAAAACUUUUGAGGAGAAUUCCGAGUUUCUUAAAGCUUGAUGGGGUUGUUCUUUCUUCACAAGAAGUUACUUCAGAUGGAUUAUUUCGGUCUCCACUUUGAUUAUAAGCGCUUAUUAUUCAAUCGAGGGUCAUUAUUAUUGAGAUUAGCUAUGAAGACCUUGCAAGCUCAAUGGUUAUAAUCGUUCUUGAUAACAAAUUCAACUGUAAGGAUUUUGUUCCUAUUCUUUUGUUACUAACCUUGUAGAGGGUAGAUUACACUCGUUCAUUAUUCGAUAGAGGAAAAGAGAUCGAGCUCAGUUUAUAGACUUCUUGUUUUACUAAAUGUUCUGAAGUUGAUGUGUACCUGGAAUUAUUGAAUAGAUACUCUUAUUUUACUGGUGGCUGGGAAUUCAGUUUCGGUUUAACUACCUCUUGUUUGUUUGUUCUAGAUGUUUGUUCAAUUGUAAGGGAUGCAAACAAUGGGAAUUUCAUUUCUAAACUAUUUUUUUGACAUCGGUUUAGAUUACAUUCAUCCUCUAUGAAUUUUAUCUUGUUAAUGUUCAAAACUGGUGAUAUUAGUGAUGUUUUGCUGUGGUGUUUCCAAAUGGUUGGGAUGUGAAAGCUGGACUAUGGGUUACUUCAUGAGAUUGCAGUUCAAAUUCUUGAAUCAUUGGUUGUUCUUGGGAUUUAUAUAGAGAGUUCAGAAUGUUUCUACGAGUUUAUUAUGUUCAUACUUCACCAGGGAUUCUUAUAUUUUCAACUUAACUUUUCAGCUAAACCAUUCAUUGUUCUUCAAUAUAUUACUGAUGCUGACAUUGUUGAUAAGAGGAAACCGACUGCUACAAUGGCUGUGAGAUGUGAAUAUUUGAGUAACUUGGAUGAGAGUGUCCUGUGGAGAUUAAAUUGUGGUGAUGUUGCUUUUCUCUUGCAGCUUACACUGGGACAAGGUUUGCGUAGGGAAACUGACAUUCCAGAAACUAAGUUUUGUGUUCAUAAUCUAGGUGAAAGUAUGCAGAUAUAUCCAUACCCAGCUGAUCUUCAGUCUUUGUAUUGUGUUGGACUUAAAUCUUAUGGAUGCUGUCAACUAUUGAGUCUAUUUUACCAACCCAUGAGAGCCUAUAUCAAGUUUGAGUUCUUGGGAGAGGUAGUGAGAACUCAAAGUUGGGUCACUGUGCAUUCUACUCAACAUGUGCUUGUUUGUGUUGAUGCUCACAUCCUGCUUAACAAUCAGUUUCACCAAGUAUGUGGAAGAUUGUGGACUCACAAGAGAAUUAUAAUGCAAGUUAGGCAGUGCCUUUGUAAUUCUUUACACCCAUUUUACCCCACCUGGCUUUUUACUCGUUGCUGCAAAGACCUACCAGCUUUAUCCAACCUGGAUUCAAGUGAAUAUUAUCUCCCAUGUUACCCUGCUAUAUGGAAGUUUAUGUCAAAUGGUGAUUCUCAGCUCAAUGAGAUACUGGUACUCCCAUAUGUGAUGAUGAGAUUUGCUGAGAUUUUUGAGUACUUGAAGUUUAAUGACUGGGUUACAGUCAAGCGUUAUAUCUAUAGCCCACUUCUGGGAGGUAGAGUAAUGUUGGGAACUUAUCUUACCUUUAUAUAUCUGAAGCCACGACUAUGUUCCCAGCUUUACUGGAGCUCAAGCAACUUUCACCAAGGGUAGACAACACUGUGCAAGUUCCAAGUAGAGCUUAUGCAUAUUACACAGAGGGGAAACUCAGGGAAACUCCAACAUCAGAUAUAGAGCUUAUGCAUGUACAACACAACCAGGUUCAGCCGCAGAUGCUUACCAUCAUGUACCUGUAUAGGAGAGGCGACGUCUUGGAAAAUCAUUUUACAUCCUUGAGGACAAGGAUGUUCCCAAGGAGUAGGGAAUGUCAUGUACCUCCAUAGGAGAGGAGGGUGGUCCAUAUCAUAAUCAGGGUGGCAGUUAUCCUUUAAUAUUAAUUGUUAAUUAGGAGUUUAAUUAGAAGUGUAAUAGAGGGUCGAGAUGUAACCACCUGUGUGGCUUAAUGAUCGUUAGAUCAGGUUGGGUAAACCUGGCUAUAUAAGCUAGUGCGUCUUGUAAUGAGAAAAGGAAUGAAUUCAUAAUCAAAAUAUCGUUUUAACGAUUUAGGUCG
Papaver somniferum (opium poppy) is the source of this 2767-nucleotide messenger RNA. RefSeq lists its product as uncharacterized. Lineage: Eukaryota; Viridiplantae; Streptophyta; Magnoliopsida; Ranunculales; Papaveraceae. The coding region runs from base 1375 to 2310 and encodes 311 amino acids. The transcript has 2 exons. The record is from RefSeq and is a predicted model, not a curated record.